Messenger RNA from Aspergillus ochraceoroseus IBT 24754, 1988 nucleotides. RefSeq names its product NCBP3 domain-containing protein. The transcript is spliced from 2 exons. Lineage: Eukaryota; Fungi; Ascomycota; Eurotiomycetes; Eurotiales; Aspergillaceae. The annotation marks the transcript as partial. Gene Ontology annotation, molecular function: mRNA binding; RNA 7-methylguanosine cap binding. The record is from RefSeq and is a predicted model, not a curated record. Gene Ontology annotation, cellular component: nucleus; cytosol.
CUCUCUCUCUGUCUCUCUAUAUAAUCCCUUUCACUUUAAUCCCUCUCUUGUUCUCCAAUCUAGAAUCCAACAGCAAGCAAGCACGCGUCCUACCCUCCUCUCUCUCUCCCUCUCUCUCUCCCUCUCCCUCUCCCCAACAAGCAAAGCACCCAACCUACCCCCCUCCCGCCAAAUGGAGAACACCAUGGAUAUCGACAUGGACCUAGAUCUAGGUCCUCUGCCUGAACCCGAGGCAAUCGAACCUGAACAACCCUUCCACCCUGCAGCCACGACCGCAGAGGGAACAAUCCUCGACUCGCAAACCGCAGAAGCGCAAUACGAAAAAGUCCAUGUCCGCGGUGUUGACGAGCUCACAACAGAGAACAUCAAGGAAUUCGCCUUGACGUAUUUCCCCGCCGAGUCGCCCGCCCGCGUGGAGUGGAUCGACGAUACCUCCGCCAAUAUAGUCUACUCUACGCCGGAGAUUGGGCUGCAAGCCUUGGCAGCACUCACACAUGCGACGGAGAUGGAGAAUGGAUUUGGCGAUGACAUUACUACUGCUGCUGCUGCUGCUGCUGUUGCUGCUGUUGCUGCUGUUGCGGGUGUAGAAGGACAAGAGGCAGGAGGGAUCCCUGCAUUGCGUCUUCGGUCGGCCAAGGGUCUCGCGUCGCACCCGGAUUCUGUGCUCCAGGUGCGGUCUGCCGUGAAGGCGGAUAAAAAGAAACCGCGCGCGCACGAGGCGAGUCGGUUCUACCUCAUGCACCCGGAGCAUGAUCCGCGCGAGCGAUUGCGGAGGGAGCUCGCGGAGAGACGGCAGAGCGGUAGUAGCGGCAGCGACAACGAAGGAGACUACCACCGGAGACGGUUUGAUGGGCGGGAACUCCGACGACGACGGAACCGAGAUGCCGAGGAGUCUAUCACGGCGAGCAUGUACGAUGAUAAUACCGCGAGGGCAGGGAGCCCGGACAGCGACCACGGGGGAAGAAGAAGAGGAAGAGGAAGAACAACAACAACAACAACAACAACAACAACAACAACAAGACGAAGCCGUGACGGACGCCAUCACGAUCUCGUCGAGCUAUUCCCCUCCGAAGCCAGUGGCCGAUCCGGCCGACUACGAGAUCGCAGCGCCUCACCGGGUCGAGACACCCUCCUAGCCGAGGGGGGCGGAUACGUGGACGAACGCCAGGAGUCGCGACGUCGCUUCCGCCAGCGUACACCGCCGCCACCACCACCACCCAGCCGCAGGAACGCAGGCCGGGAGCUCUUCGUAUCCUCCCCGACCUCCUCCUCUUCGCGCGCCGUAAUAAACGAAGACCGCGAACUCUUCCCCAACAAACCCGCAACCAGUUAUCUCAAGAAGGACCUUCUCCUCCCCAAUAAACAACAUAGCAACCAUCGCCGAUCCGACGCCAUCGACGCCGCAGACGAAACCGCCGACCUCUUCGCCCGCCGCAUCUCUCUCCCCCUCGUCGACGGCGCCCACAACGACGGCCCCAACCGCAAUCGCAACGUCGAGCUCUUCCCGGCGGGGCCAGCCACCGGCGUUAGUAUCCGUGGUGGUGGUGGUGGUGGUGGUGGUGCUGCUGCUGCUGCUGCUGCCACCCCAGGCUUUGCGAUCCGCGGCGCCGCGGAAAACGGCUUGUCAAUCAAGGGUCGCGGAGCCGGACAGCAACAGGCUUCAGUGCGCGAACUGUUUCCGUCAAAGUAUAAUGCCAAUGCAGGCAAGGAGCUGUUCUCGGAUAAAAUUGAGGGGCGGGGUGGUCCUCGUCGAAGGGCAGAGGAUAUGUUCAGUUAGAUAGUUGGUUGGUUGGUUGGUUUGGACUUGGGAGUUGCAACUCGAGAUUCAGGAUCCACGAGAUUGAAAGUCCAUUCAUUCAUUCAUUCAUUCAUUCAUUCGCUGUGUUAAAAACCUAGUAUCUACUCUAAUAUAUUUCGAUUUUCCUCUCUCCUCUCUACUCUUGUUUUGCGGGUUCCUACUUCGAAUCAUUCCGAGGGUUACUGUAGAC